Messenger RNA from Haliotis rubra (blacklip abalone), 850 nucleotides. Its product is annotated as coiled-coil-helix-coiled-coil-helix domain-containing protein 1-like. Gene Ontology annotation, molecular function: RNA binding. Gene Ontology annotation, biological process: mitochondrial translation. The transcript is spliced from 4 exons. Gene Ontology annotation, cellular component: mitochondrion; nucleoplasm; mitochondrial ribosome. NCBI's taxonomy places the organism in Eukaryota, Metazoa, Mollusca, Gastropoda, Lepetellida, Haliotidae. Bases 260 to 661 code for a protein of 133 amino acids. The record is from RefSeq and is a predicted model, not a curated record.
UUCUUACAAUAAUCAGUUGUAUAAUACAAGUUAUUAUGAAAUAUAUAUAACGGAAUUGUUUGUAUUAUAUGAAACACAUGUUGUGGAUACAAAUACGCCAUAAUCACUCUCAGGAGUAGUUUUGAGACGACAAGUAUAUUGCUGUCUGCUGAAAAUGCAUGGGAAAGGCAUAGUUUUCUUCGUUUUAUGACUGUGAUAUUAUUAAUUUAGAAUGAUUUGAAUACAUUUUGGGUCCUACAUUUCAUUAACACAUUGUUUCAUGAUGCCUCGUUUGACAGGUGUUGUAAGUGCCGGACUUAAACCUUUGAAAAAGUUUAAGAACUAUGAAACAGUGCCGACGUAUAAAAUACUUUUACCUCCUAUACUGAAGGACUCUGUGCCAGACACAGGGGGGAAAACGAAAGUUGCAGUAUGCCUACAGCAAAUGAACGUCAUGAUGGCUUGUUGGAAGAACAAUGAAUUUAAUGAAAGGAAAUGUUCAGAAGAAAUUAAAGCCUUUAGUGAAUGUAUGGAGAAGUCAAAUAUUGAAGCAAGGACUCUUCAAGAAGCCGAGAGACUUGGCCAGGCUGAUUCUGUUGCUGGGAAACCAACAUCUCGUAUAAUCAACAAGCUAUUGAAACGUUACCCACAACCCCCUACAACAAUCAAAGUGAAAAUGUGAUGCUAAUUCUGGCAUGAAUGGAGUCUUAGUGGAGGUAUCUCUGGCAAGUGUGUAUAGAAAGGGACAUGGUGAAGAUCCUCGACCUCCUGUCAUACACUUCACAGCUUUGUCCUGAUUUAGAUAGAAAAGCAUGUACACUCGCGGAAUCCUAUAGAUUAUUUUUAUGAAAAUAAACAUCUAUACAAAGAA